AUGUUUUACAUCAGAUUCAUCAACUAUAUAGAACCCAGAAACAAAACAGAUAUUUCAGGAUUUGUCCUCCUGGGAUUGACAGAUGAUCCAGAACUACAGCCCAUCCUCUUCUGUCUGUUUCUGUCCAUGUACCUGGUCACCGUGCUGGGGAACCAGCUCAUCAUCCUGGCUGUCAGCUCAGACUCCCACCUCCACACACCCAUGUACUUCUUCCUCUCCAACCUGUCCUUGGCUGACAUCUGUUUAAGCACAACCACCAUCCCAAAGAUGCUGGUGAACAUCCAAACACAGAAUCAGCACAUCUGUUACACAGGCUGCUUCACCCAGAUUUGCCUUGUUCUGAUUUUUGGUGGUAUGGAAAACUUUCUCCUUACAGCAAUGGCUUAUGACCACUAUGUGGCCAUUUGUCACCCUUUGAUGUACACGGUCAUCAUGAGCCCCAACAUCUGUGGGCUGUUGAUUCUCCUCUCCUUGCUCAUCAGCAUUGUGAAUGCCCUGCUCCACAGUGUAAUGGUACUUUGACUGUGGAAACUGUAUAUCCCCCAAUUAUUCUGUGAACUUGCUCAGGUCAUCAAGCUCACUUGCUCGAACUCUCUCAUCAACACCAUCCUGGCUAAUUCUAUGGAUAGUAUAUUCAGUGGUAUUUCUCUUACUGAGAUUAUUUUCUCUUACAUUCAAAUUGUCUCUUCACUUGUGAGAAUUCCAUUAGCAAGCAGAAAAUAUAAAGCUUUUUCCACCUGUGGGUCGCAUCUCUUAGUUGUCUUCUUAUUCUAUGGCACAGGUUUUGGGGUGUACAUCAGCUCUGCAGUUACUGACUAUUCCAGGAAGACUGCAGUGGCCUCAAUGUUGUACAUUGUGGUUCCUCAAAUGUUAAACCCCUUUAUUUACAGCCUGAGGAACAGAGAUAUGAAGGGAGCCUUGAGAAAAAUAAUGAGUAGGAUAACAUUUCGUCAGUGA
Molecule: messenger RNA, 957 nt
Organism: Hipposideros armiger (great roundleaf bat)
Lineage: Eukaryota; Metazoa; Chordata; Mammalia; Chiroptera; Hipposideridae
Product: olfactory receptor 7G2-like
Exons: 1
Biological process (GO): G protein-coupled receptor signaling pathway
Cellular component (GO): membrane
Molecular function (GO): G protein-coupled receptor activity; olfactory receptor activity
Source: RefSeq, a predicted model, not a curated record